This is a messenger RNA of Raphanus sativus (radish), 2896 nucleotides long. RefSeq names its product putative pentatricopeptide repeat-containing protein At3g18840. Gene Ontology annotation, molecular function: RNA binding; protein binding. The coding region runs from base 134 to 2164 and encodes 676 amino acids. The transcript is spliced from 3 exons. Gene Ontology annotation, biological process: RNA modification. The record is from RefSeq and is a predicted model, not a curated record. NCBI's taxonomy places the organism in Eukaryota, Viridiplantae, Streptophyta, Magnoliopsida, Brassicales, Brassicaceae.
UUCAAACCAUUCUUUUUGUAAUCAGCGCGUGGCGUCACGCUCCGCUUAGGGUGACUUCCUUUUCUUUUUCUGUCAACUCUCCGCUUAGGGUGACUUCGCGCUGAAACAUUAGAAUUUUUGUCUGAAACUUGACAUGAAUUGCUUAAAACACGUGUUUUUGCAUCACACUCGUUCCAUUAAAGAUGGUCUAACCUUGACGACAAUCUCCUCGAACCAUCUCGUUGAUCUCUACUCUAGAAACGGGUUACCGCAGGAAGCUCGUAAGGUGUUCGACGAAAUACCUAAGAGAAACGUUUAUUCAUGGAACGCUAUGAUCUCGGCCUACAUAAAGUUCAACGAUUUGAAAGAAGCACGUAAACUGUUCAGAACGGCUAAUACUGAACGAGAUCUGGUAACGUAUAACACUCUGCUUUCAGGGUUUGCCAAAGCUGAUGGGUGGGAGAGUGAAGCCAUUGAGAUGUUUGGUGAGAUGCAAAGGAAAGAAGAGGAGGGCGGGAUUUGGGUUGACGAUUUCACUCUCACUACAAUGCUUAAACUAUCUGCUAAGUUAUCCAACGUGUUUUAUGGCGAGCAGUUGCAUGGCGUUAUGGUGAAAACAGGGAAUGAUGCGAGCAAGUUUGCUGUGAGUUCUCUCGUUCACAUGUAUUCGAAGUGUGGGAAGUUUAAGGAAGUUUGUAAUGUCUUUAAUGGAUCUUGCGUUGAGUUUAUCGAUGGUGUGGCUAAGAACGCGAUGGUUGCUGCUUAUUGUAGAGAAGGUGAUGUUGAAAGAGCUUUGAGUAUAUUCUGGAGAAAUCCGGAACUGAACAAUACAGUUUCUUGGAAUACAUUGAUUUGGGGAUAUGCGCAGAAUGGAUUUGAGGAAGAAGCUUUGAAGAUGGCUGUUAGUAUGGAGGAAAGUGGAUUGAGGUGGGACGAACACACUACCGCGGCUGUACUGAAUGUUGCGAGUAGUUUAAAGAGACUGAAGAUUGGGAAGGAAGUGCAUGGUCGGGUGGUGAAGAACGGAUCAUAUUCUAAUAAGUUUAUAAGCAGUGGGAUUGUUGAUGUUUACUGUAAGUGUGGAGAUAUGAAGUACGCAGAGUCUGUCCAUUUGUUAUAUGGUUUUAGCAACUUGUAUUCAACUUAUUCGAUGAUUGUGGGUUACUCGUCUCAGGGCAAGAUGAUGGAAGCGAAGAGGCUAUUUGAUUCUUUAUCUGAGAAGAAUCUAGUGGUGUGGAGUGCAAUGUUCUUGGGAUAUCUCAAAUCAUGUCAACCUGAUUCUGUGUUUGAAUUUGCACGUGAGUUUAUAGCCAAGGAGACCAAAGUUACUGAUUCUUUGGUCAUGGUUAGCAUCCUUGGUGCAUGCUCUUUACUAGCUUCAAUCCAACCGGGGAAGGAGAUUCACGGUCACAGCUUGAGAACGGGGAUUGUAAUGGAUAAGAAACUUGUUACUGCUUUUGUUGAUAUGUAUUCAAAAUGCGGGAACCUUGAGUAUGCUGCAAAGGUCUUUGAUAGUAGUUUCGAGAGAGAUACAGUUAUGUACAACGCCAUGAUAUCUGGUUAUGCUCAUCAUGGCCAUGACCAAAAAUCUUUCCAGCUCUUUGAAGACAUGACUGAGGCUGGACUCAAGCCGGAUGAAAUUACGUUUGUAGCCCUCCUAUCAGCUUGUCGUCACCGUGGCUUAGUUCUAGAGGGUGAGAAGUACUUCAAGUUGAUGACAGAGGUUUACAAUAUAUCCCCCGAGGUUGAUCACUAUACCUGCAUGAUAGAUUUGUAUGGAAAGACCAAUAGAUUAGAUAAAGCCAUAGAACUGAUGAGAGGUAUUGAUCAAGUUGAAGAAGAUGCUGUUAUUCUUGGAGCUUUUUUAAAUUCUUGUAACUUGAAUAAGAAUACAGAGGCUGUGAAGGAAGUGGAAGAGAAACUGUUGGAGAUUGAUGGAUGUAACGGGUCUCGGUAUAUUCACCUUGCUAACUCUUAUGCCUCGUCUGGUAGAUGGGACGAGAUGAAACAGAUAAGGAAUCGUAUGAGAGGGAAGGAUCUGGGAAAGUUUUAUGGGUGCAGCUGGGCAUAUAUCGAUAAUCAACUUCAUACGUUUAGGUCUUCUGAUAUUUCGCAUUUCAGAACUGAAGCUAUAUAUUCUAUGCUACAUUUUGUGACCAAGGAUUCGAUUGAAAUCACUGCUUAAGGAAGAGUUGGCUUUCUCAGUGUUCUCGUCAUCAGUGAUUGUUGGCUACCACUUUUUUGAGUGUGAACAUUCUAUUUUACUUGCCUCUGUUGGGGGAUCACUCUUUUAGAGCUGUUGGAUCAGCCAAAGGCCUAUAGUUCUUCUUAUCAUGUGGACUUCAAGAUGAAUGUCAUCGAGAAAGUUGAAGAUUCAGAAACAAAAGACCAAGUUUUCUUAUCCAACUUGGUAUAUAACUUCCUCCAUUGAUGAAAGGGACUUUCAAGGCUUAACUUAGCUCAACAAGACGACAAGAAAUCAAGGAACACAAGUGAAUUGCAACAACAACAACAGGAACAACAACAACAACAACAUCAGAAACAGAAACAGUACAAGAACAAUGGACUCAUCAAGAAAAUCAAAACACAAAGCGAAACCUUCCAAAAGGAAACAUGUCUUAGCAAGGUGCACCAGAUAAUCCACACUUCUCCGGGAGUUUAGAAGCGAGGUCGAGGUCGAUCCCACUGAGGAAAGGAUUAGUUUUGGUUUUCUGCUUGCAGAGACACUGGAAGUCAGCAUUAGACAGGGCUGUGCAACAAGGGCCCUUGGGAUCAAUCGCGGUGGUCACUGGGUUCUUAGUCUGCACAUAGGGCUUGCAAGAGUACAGAUCACCAACGCUCAUACCACAAAACUCUCCGGUUGCUGCCGUGAGUGUCAAGGCAAGAACCAAGGUAAUAAAGACAAGCUUAGUGUUUG